AUGGAGAAACGUGUUGAUGCAUUAGAACAAAGGAUGAGCAAAGCUGAAGUUGCAGUUGAGCAGCUUCGUCAAUUGGUUCUGGAACAACAAUCACGACCGCCACCAGUCACGGUGGAGCAGAUUCACGAGCUCAUCCUAGAACAACGGGAUCGUUGUAAACGUCGUCAGGGGCGACCACGGGAAAGGGUGCACCACUAUGACGAAGAAGAGGAAUGGAGCGAUAAUAGCACGUGGUCGUGGGACUCACGAUCUCAACCACCGCAAACUGAUGGUGGUAACGAUAUAUUCUACGACCGCAAAGAAGAAAUUCACCUCAACAAAUCUGAGUUUCAGCCGAAAACAGAAGUGAAUGUAUCUGAAACUGGUGUGAAGGUUGCGACAGAAAAGAUGAGUGUGAUGCAGAAAACAGAGCAAGUGGUUGCUCUGGAACCACCGACCAAGCCACCACCAAAACUAUCGGGACUGCUAUCAGAACAACCAUCGGACACGUUAGAGCCGCCAUACUGCGACUCAGUACCGCUCUCAAAGUUUUCAAACUAUUGUACUCAUUCAAAGGAUGAUGUCUGUUCUUCAAUGCGAAGAUCAAGGGGGCCUGUUAUGGCUGGAAAAAAAGCUGUAGAAGAUAAUCAAGUAUUUAAAAGAGUAGCUGACAAAAAUAGCAGAGGUAAUUUCAUUCUUCAUGAUGGCCCUCCUUAUGCCAAUGGUGAUCUUCACAUUGGCCAUGCGUUAAAUAAAAUUUUGAAGGAUAUUAUAAAUCGUUAUAAGCUCCUUCAAAACUAUAAAGUUCAUUUUGUGCCUGGAUGGGAUUGUCAUGGCCUACCAAUUGAAUUAAAAGUUUUGCAGUCACUGGAUAAGGAGGCUAGAAACAAUCUUACACCAUUGAAAUUAAGAGCAAAGGCUGCUAAAUUUGCCAGAGACACUGUUAAAAAUCAGAUGUCAUCUUUUAAGUUUACAACACAAUUUCGAUUGCUUCUAAAACUAAGGGUAUCUGUGAGUCACACCAACCUUAGGAUCAGGGCUAAAGCUGCUGUUUCUCUAUCCAAAUGUGUCUCCAAGAUGGGAAUUGAGGAAAUGGAGGAGUUUGGAAUGGAAAAGUUGAUAGAAGUUGCAGCUGAUUUAGUGAAUGAUAGACUUCCAGAGGCAAGAGAAGCAGCAAGAAGUAUCGCAACUUCAGUGUAUGAGGCAAUCAUUAAGGAUGUUGAAGAAGUGGAAGAGAAGAUGGAAGUGUGGCAAAGUUUCUGCCACUCUAAGCUAACACCAAUUAAUGCACUUUCAAUCUUGAAGAUUGUUAAACCUUAGAAUUGGAGGAGUAUUUUGUUUUGUAGGGUUUGCUCAUACUUGAGGCAUGUUUAGAAUUUAAAUUUUAUUUGUGGCAAUGUUCAUGGUUCUACAUGAGCAGUCAUUAGCUAAUAAAUAAUAUUUCAUUUUGUUUGAUGUAGCUACAUUGCUUUUAUAUUUUUAUUACGAAAAAGCAAAGUUUACUAAAUUCACCGUUACAUA
This is a messenger RNA of Trifolium pratense (red clover), 1500 nucleotides long. RefSeq lists its product as uncharacterized. Gene Ontology annotation, molecular function: ATP binding; isoleucine-tRNA ligase activity. Lineage: Eukaryota; Viridiplantae; Streptophyta; Magnoliopsida; Fabales; Fabaceae. The record is from RefSeq and is a predicted model, not a curated record. Gene Ontology annotation, cellular component: cytosol. Gene Ontology annotation, biological process: isoleucyl-tRNA aminoacylation. The transcript is spliced from 7 exons. Bases 1 to 1299 code for a protein of 432 amino acids.